AUGGCGCCCAAGAAGCCCUCCUCCACGCAGAACGCGACGCUCCAGUCCAUGGGCAUGGACGUGAUCAAGCAGUACCCGGGCCCGCUGUCCCUGACAGUCUCGAGGGCCGUCAAGCUAGCCAUCAAGAGCCGGCUCCCGGGCAAGCACUCAGUCUUCCCGCACCUCACCGGCGCGGAGCAGAACGCGUCGUACACGGGUACGGCCGUCGAGUUCACGGAGCGGCACACGUUCGUGCGGCACGGCAAGGCCUGGGGCGCCGCGCACACUAGGCCCGGCAUCCGCUUCAUCUGCGACUCGGACGCCAUAGCUCCGAUGCUGCCGCUUCGGCUGCGCCAUCCUCGGGCUCGGCCAGCCCGUCGACCUCCGGCCACGCCGCCGACCCACCCUCCGCCGACCCGCUCGGUGGCGUCGACAUGUCGCUGCUCCAGCGCGCCGGUGUUCUCCAGAACACGCCAUACGCUGCAUGAGUAG
Molecule: messenger RNA, 471 nt
Organism: Emiliania huxleyi CCMP1516
Lineage: Eukaryota; Haptophyta; Isochrysidales; Noelaerhabdaceae
Exons: 1
Coding region: 1-471 (156 amino acids)
Source: RefSeq, a predicted model, not a curated record